AUGUCAGCCCGGGUCUCGACAUCCUCUAACACCACAACUACCACAACUGGGUCGGUCUCUCAUCCGUCCAGCCGGCCGGUCUCUUCGAUCUGCGUCCCCAAGGGCAAGUGGUAUGACUGCCUGCGCCCGACCACCACGCCGUAUCAGGGGUUCGGCAGCACUGCGAACUUCGCCGUCAUGUCCAGCCAGCAAAACGAGGCUGAGGUGGGCGAGAGCUGGACCCGGGAUGUCUAUGCCAAGCUGAAAUAA
Molecule: messenger RNA, 249 nt
Organism: Capronia epimyces CBS 606.96
Lineage: Eukaryota; Fungi; Ascomycota; Eurotiomycetes; Chaetothyriales; Herpotrichiellaceae
Exons: 1
Coding region: 1-249 (82 amino acids)
Source: RefSeq, a predicted model, not a curated record